CGUGUCCCUGAAUGCGUCCUAACCUUUUACCCAACACGUGACAGACAGCCGCCGCCUGCAGAAGCUGACCUGACCAACAAGCACAGACUCACGAGCAGCGGCAAUCCGGAGCGUCAGCAGUUGGGAGCUAACGGAGCGCAGAUGGAGGCGUUUCUGCGGAGCUGCCGGAGGACUGUGAAGGAAAACACCGAUCAGGGCGGUCCGAUGUUCCAUGUUGUUCUUGGGAAUGAGGCCUGUGAUCUCGACUCCAUGGUGUGUGCUCUGGCUUUUGCCUACUUCCUGUUCAAGACAACAGACGGUGAGGUUGUUCUGCCUCUGCUGAACAUCCGCCAGGCGGAUCUGCUGCUGCGUUCUGAUAACCUCUUCCUGCUGCAUGAGACUGGGUUGUCUCCAGACCUGCUACUGUUCAGGGACCAGCUGGACCUACGGAUGCUGCAUCAUGGUGGCCGCCUACGACUGACGCUCGUUGACCACAAUGUCCUGCCCAGUUCAGACUCAUACCUGGAAGGUGCGGUGGUGGAGGUAAUAGACCACCACCUGCUGGAGCGAAACCCCUCCCCCUCCUGCUCUGUCACCAUAGAGAUGGUAGGGUCCUGUGCUACCUUGGUAACUGAGCGCAUCAUCCAGAAAGCUCCACAAAUCCUGGACCUGCAGCUUGCUCAUCUGCUCUAUGCAACGGUGGUGCUGGACUGUGUCAACAUGUUACCUGCAGCAGGAAAAGUAACCCCACGAGACAGCCAGCAUGCUGAAGCACUGGAGCUGCGGUUCCCCUCUCUACCACUAAGGGACACCCUCUUCCAGGCGCUGCAGAAUGCCAAGUUUAAUGUUUCAGGUCUGAAUACGGAGCAGAUGCUGUUAAAGGACAUGAAAACUGUUUCAAGAAGCUUAAAUUUUGCAGUUUCUGUUCUGUACAUCUCACUGGAGGAGUUUUUGCAGGGGGCUGAUUUGGAGGCGGAGCUUUCAGCGUUCUGUCAGAAGUUUGGAUUUGAUUUGCUGCUGCUGAUGACAAUCACCUUCACUGAAAGCAAAGAACCAAUCAGAGAGCUGGCUGUAUUCAGCUCCAGCAACACCUGCAGAAAUCAGGUGCGACAGUACCUGGAAGAGGCCCGUAACCCCGAUCUCAGCUUAGAGCCAAUCAGCAGUCCUCACCUCCACAUAUCAGCCUAUCAUCAAGGGAACAGCUUGGCAUCCCGGAAGAAGGUCCUCCCCCUUAUUAAGAAUUUCCUGAGCCAGUGGGACAGAGAUGGUUGCCUUGGAGAUGCUGAAGAAGAGUCUGUGGUCCCCCCAACACCCAUGAACAGUCUGGUAGAAGGAUGUCCUCUGGAUGGAGGUCUGCCUCAGAUCAGUGCUCAGGACCUGCAGGAGAAGUUUAGCAAGAUGGGGACUAAUGACCUCUGACCCCCGUCUUGUCAGUCAUCAGGACAUCUUGGAGGUUGUUGCAGCAUCCAUAGAAGUCUAUGAAUGACAAAGACGCCGAGGACAAAACAUUAAGACUGGUUUUACUGUUGAUGGUUGUUUAUAAUCACAGGUUGAUUCAGGUUGAACAGGAGCUGAUCCACCAGAACCAGAUCCAGCUGAUUCUGGUUAAUCUGGUCCUGCAGAGUCACUUCUACCAUAACUGGUUCAAGCUGAUCUAGUAGAACCAGGUCCAGGAGCUGGUGUGUCACUGAUCUAACAGUUUUUUUUUCUUUGUUCUUUUUUCAGUUUAAAAAAUAAAAACUGAAAUGUCUUCAAAGAA
Molecule: messenger RNA, 1738 nt
Organism: Nothobranchius furzeri (turquoise killifish)
Lineage: Eukaryota; Metazoa; Chordata; Actinopteri; Cyprinodontiformes; Nothobranchiidae
Gene: prune1
Product: prune exopolyphosphatase
Cellular component (GO): cytoplasm
Molecular function (GO): exopolyphosphatase activity
Source: RefSeq, a predicted model, not a curated record